This is a messenger RNA of Sorex araneus (European shrew), 663 nucleotides long. RefSeq names its product germinal center associated signaling and motility (gene GCSAM). Gene Ontology annotation, biological process: negative regulation of lymphocyte migration; regulation of B cell receptor signaling pathway. NCBI's taxonomy places the organism in Eukaryota, Metazoa, Chordata, Mammalia, Eulipotyphla, Soricidae. The record is from RefSeq and is a predicted model, not a curated record. The transcript is spliced from 7 exons. Bases 1 to 663 code for a protein of 220 amino acids.
AUGAAGAAUGUCACGGAAGUUGUAAACGUGUGCACCUCUCACUGUCUUGGCUCUGAGCUCCUCCUCCUUCCUCUCUCUACUCUCGGUCAGAGCAACCCCACCUCUCAGUCAGAAGCUGCCCUGGAAGAGACAAGACUGCCUGCGGGGAAGAUAUCAAAAGAACUAGCCAGUGGGGUGUCUCUGCUGAGAGAAAACAGAUUUAGGUGGCAGCAGAACACUCAAGAGACACCUUGGAAUAUGGGAAAUCAAAAUAUCAAGCAGAGAACAUCCAGGUGCUGGGACGGUCAUACGGCUGAAGGUUGUGCCUGCUUUCCAUGGAAAAAAAUACACAUUUUCAAAGGAAAGAAAAACUCCCUAAGAGAAAAUGAAGAAAUAUCAUCUGCUCGUAUCCAGACCUCUGCUAACCGUAUCUCCAUGGAGGAUCUCUGCUACACCGUUAUCAAUCACAGUAUCCCCCGAAUGCCUGCAGGAGAUUCCACUGAGGGGUUCUAUGAGAACGUUUCCCCCAAAGCGGUGAAGGUACUGGGAAGAAUGGAGACUGAGUACUCACUCCUUCGUGUGACUUCCACCCCGAAACUUACAUCCUCCCCAGAAAAUGAAUAUGAACUUCUUGGGCUGGACAGAAUCUAUUCUCGCUCCCUGCAACAGCCUAACUUCCUCUGA